Molecule: messenger RNA, 708 nt
Organism: Symbiodinium sp. CCMP2456
Lineage: Eukaryota; Dinophyceae; Suessiales; Symbiodiniaceae
Source: the annotation of a GenBank genome assembly
AUGGGAUAUAUCACACCAGAAUUCAGCAAGUGGCCAGGCUACCUCUCCCCAACUUUGGGAAUCAAGUUUGCCGACGUUCCGAAUGGCCUUGCAGCCAUUUCCAAAGUUCCGAUUUCCGGCUGGACCCAGAUCCUUUUGUGGAUGGCGUAUUGCGAGACAUCUCAGGACCAGUCUCCGGGCACCCCGGGUGCUGCAGGCGAUUUCGGAUGGAAGGUGCUGACUUCCGACGAUGCUGAGACCAAGACGAAGAAGCUCGCAGCGGAGCUUGCCAACGGAAGGCUGGCGAUGAUGGCCAUCAUCGGAAUGUUCUUUCAGGAUGGCCUGACCGGAAGCGCGUGGGGCGACUGGGCCAACUACACCGCCUCGCCUCUGCGUGCAUUCGAGAACGAGCUCGGAGUGCAAGACCCUGUUGGAUUUUGGGAUCCCGCUGGGUUCACCGCAGAUGGCAGCGUGGAGAACUUCAAGCGCCGCCGCCAGACCGAGCUGAAGCACGGAAGAAUUUCCAUGCUCGCGACAAUGGGAUACAUCACUCCGGAGAUCACGGGCAAGUUCCCUGGUUAUCUUUCCCCAAGCGCUGGCCUUAAAUUUGCGGACGUCCCCAACGGCCUCGCUGCGAUUUCCAAGAUUCUCGCCUACAUGGCAUUCUGCGAGGUUUCUCAGGACCAGUCUCCCGGCACCCCAGCGACAGCGGGCGACUUCGGCUUCAAG